Rotaria sordida is the source of this 1782-nucleotide messenger RNA. Lineage: Eukaryota; Metazoa; Rotifera; Eurotatoria; Philodinida; Philodinidae. The record is from the annotation of a GenBank genome assembly.
AUGAUGAAUUUCGAAUUAUUACCUAAUGAAAUUCUACUUGAUUUCUUCGAAUAUUUAUCCGCCAUUCAUCUUUUUUAUGCUUUCUCUAGUCUUAAUUCACGUUUUAAUACAUUACUUUAUGAACAAUUUCAAAGAUUUCAUCUCGAUUUUCAACAAAUAUCAAAAAGUAAAUUUAAUGAUAUUUGUCAAAAUUGUCUUCCAUCUAUUAUCAAUCAAAGUAUUUCUCUUCAUCUUUCAAAUGAUGAUGAUACUCCGCAACAAAUUGAACUUUUUCUUUCUCAUUAUUCUCAAUUUCAUCGAUUUAUUCAUUUACAAUCCAUGUCAUUAACAUAUCUUCGAUCUCAAGAAACACUCAAUCAAAUUAUGCUGGAAUGUGCUCAGCUUCCUUAUCUAACACAUCUAACUUUCACUUAUUGUUUUAUAUCAAUGAGUCAAAAUGAUGCAAAUUGUUUUGUUAAUCAAAUAUGGAGUCUGCCAAACCUAACCUAUUGUUAUUUGGAUAUAUGUUUUGGUUCUGAAAGUUAUUUUUCUAAUCCAAUAGUGAUUUCUAGAUCACUUAGAUAUUUAAUUAUUCAAGAAAGUGUUCGUUCCUCAUUGACACUAAUUCAUUUAUGUCAAUAUACACCUAAUCUUCAGUAUCUUUCAACCAUUUUUGCUGUCGAUCCACAUCAAUUAGGAUUUUCAUUUUCUUUUCUUCCAAUUACUCGAUUGAAAAUUAUAUUCAAUAAUUCUAUAAAUAUGUUUCGAGAUCUUUUACAAAAUAUGCCUAAUUUAUAUCACUUAACGUGGGAAGCAUUGUUUAUUUAUAUGAAUGGUUAUCAAUGGGAAGAAAUGAUUAAGAAAUAUUUACUUAAACUAAAAAUCUUUCGAUUUAAAACGCAAAUCACACCAUUGAAUAAUGAAGAUAGAGAGGUGCAAAUCAAUGAAAUUGUUGAUUCAUUUCGAACUCGUUUUUGGAUCGAUGAACAUCAAUGGUUUGUUCGAUGUCAUUGGUAUUCACCAGAUGAACAAUAUCAUCAUGAUUCGAUUGAUUUAUUUACUUUACCAUAUACUUUUGACAACUUUCGUACUUCUGAUAAUUGUAUUUUAGCAAAAACAACUUGUCCAUAUGAUGAUGAAUAUUUAAUAUGCAAUCAUGUGAUUAGUUUACAUUGCGGAUUUUCAGAUUUUAAUGAUUCAAUUCUAUCUCGUGUUCGUUUUCUCAAUAUUCAAUAUCUUUCUUUAUCACUUCCUUUCAAUAAUCUAUUUUUAUCUGUUGUUUGUAAACUUGAUCGAUUAACGUCAUUAUCUGUGUGGAUAUAUAAUAAUGAUGCAAUUGAACAUAUUCAAACUCAAUUACAAUUUUUACUUGCACGAGCAUCUCGUCUUCAUUCACUAAAUCUGGAUUCACGGUUUUCAUCAAUUUUACAUGCACUAUUAAUAGAGAGUACGAGUAAAUCAAUUCGUCGAUUGAAUUUACAAGGAUGUUUUUCUGGAAAGAAUCAGCACUGUUUUGAUGAAGAACAAUGUAUCCAACUGAGUCGUUUUCCGUUAGGUAAACAAUGUGAAACACUGUUGAUCGAAGUUAAAAAUCGAAGAAAUAUUCUUGAUCUUGUGAAUAACAUGCCUAAUCUUCAAGCGUUAAACGUUCGAUGCGCAGAGAAUAAUUGGACAGAUGAAAAUGAUUCCGUAUCAUCAGGACAUGAUGAACUUGUGGAAUGGUUACGCGAACAAUUACCAUCAACAUCUAUGAUUACGAGAGAUAAAUAUGAUUAUGAUAAAAUUCGAUUAUGGAUUUGUUGA